Rhopalosiphum maidis (corn leaf aphid) is the source of this 474-nucleotide messenger RNA. RefSeq lists its product as uncharacterized. The transcript has 2 exons. NCBI's taxonomy places the organism in Eukaryota, Metazoa, Arthropoda, Insecta, Hemiptera, Aphididae. The record is from RefSeq and is a predicted model, not a curated record. Bases 1 to 474 code for a protein of 157 amino acids.
AUGGACACAAACCAAUACGAAAAACAAUGCGAACAACAGAAUUUGAUGAACACACUGAAAGAGAUUCAAAGAGAAAACACGAACAGAAGAAUAAAUUGUGGGCAGACGAAUCCGAGUUCGGGCCCAAAGAAACGUACUCCUUGCUGUACGUUGUCGCCCGUGACGCCGACUCCUAUGAUCAAUUCCAACGUUUGCGAAAGACAGAGAUUGCCGAACAGAAAUUUUUGCACCACCGUCAAAAACGAAUGUGACGUGUCUGAACUGACCGCGUACGGAAAAGAAUUCAUAGCGAACAAUGGAAAAUUGGCUUCUAGAUGUGUGUGUGUAAAAUUCAACGGUCUUCAAGACUCGUGUCGGCACCCUGGGUGUUACAACAAGGACGGAUGUAUGGACAAUCCGUUCCCAACGUGUCCACCAGCACAACAGUGGAGAAUGGAUUACAAUCCAAUAAAAAGGAAAAACAAUAGAUGCUAA